UUUCACUCAGUCUAUGCUCGCAUUUCGCUACGGAAACAUGAACGGUUUGGCGUCGAUGGAAGAGUCUGGUAUCGCCAUGGGCAGAACGGCCUCGCCGCUCGUUGACCGACACGGGUUGAUGGUAGCCAAGGUGGUGGCUAUGGUGGUUCUCAUUGUGAUUACCGUGAUCUGCGGCAGCCUGCCCUACAUGCUGGAUCGCUGCCUCGAGUGGACCAAGAAGAGCCCCGAGGAAACCCGCUCAUCAACGGCGGUGCGGUGCCUGCUCUUCUUCGGCGGGGGCGUUCUGAUCUGCACCACAUUCCUGCACAUGCUGCCGGAGGUGAUUGAGGUGGUGGAGAAACUGCAAUCCUGCGGAGUUCUCGCCAACACUCCAUUCGCUCUGCCGGAAAUGCUGCUUUGCACGGGCUUCUUUCUGAUGUACGCCCUGGAUGAGCUGAUGAACGCCUUCGUGCAUCGACACCAGAAGAAGCUCAGCCGGAAGGAGUCGGUGGCUAGUUGUGCCUUCGAGCGGGGACACAGCAUUCGCCACAGUAUUCUGGUUUGCAAAGGAGUCGAGACGAAUGCCACGCCAGAGGAGCCAAAGACCCUACAGGAAGAGCAGCCCAAGGAUCACAUUGGCCACUCGCACAUGCCUGUGGUGGCCGGCAAGGACAGCGCUGGCUCCUCUAUGCGCGGACUGGGGAUUAUCUUAGCGCUUUCCCUCCACGAGCUCUUCGAGGGCAUGGCCAUUGGACUAGAGAGCACCGUCAGCACUGUAUGGUUCAUGUUCGCGGCGGUGGCUGCUCACAAGCUGGUGCUGGCCUUCUGCGUGGGUAUGGAGCUGCUGGUAGCCCGCACCCGCAGCUCCCUCGCCAUAAUUUAUCUGAUAACCUUCUCGAUUGUCACGCCCAUCGGGAUUGGGGUGGGCAUUGGCAUUAGUCAGAAUGUGGAGCCGAAUCAGCCCAGCGUCCCCUCGGGCAUACUGCAGGGGAUCGCCUCGGGUACCCUUCUCUAUGUGGUCUUCUGCGAGAUCCUCACCGAGAACCAUGCCGGCUGGCGUGCCUACAUUGCCGCUCUGGCCGGUUUCGCCCUGAUGUUCGGACUGCAAAUACUGUCUGACGAAGCGGAGGGCGACGACAGCCUGGCGUGUUUCUAGAGUAUCCACCACUGGACAGGAUGUGCCAUAAAACAACAUAGCUUAUACUGUCUGUAUACUGGAUGGAUUUAUUGCUGGAUUAUUGAUUGAUUGCUAAUGAAAGCUGUUGCACAUACGGCCUAUAGGCAUGUGUAUCUAAACUAACACCAAAGAAAUUAGGUUCUAAAGUUGCAGACAUUUCCUUAACUAUUGAAUGGUCUGAAUACAUAUGUAAGCUAUAGAUAUGAGAAUAUAUGUAAAUGUUAGCAGACGUCCAGCGUCAAGCCAAUAAAUACGAGAAAUUAAA
This is a messenger RNA of Drosophila pseudoobscura, 1421 nucleotides long. RefSeq names its product Zinc/iron regulated transporter-related protein 42C.1 (gene Zip42C.1). The record is from RefSeq and is a predicted model, not a curated record. Gene Ontology annotation, molecular function: zinc ion transmembrane transporter activity. Gene Ontology annotation, biological process: zinc ion transmembrane transport. Gene Ontology annotation, cellular component: plasma membrane. Lineage: Eukaryota; Metazoa; Arthropoda; Insecta; Diptera; Drosophilidae. The transcript is spliced from 2 exons. The coding region runs from base 14 to 1135 and encodes 373 amino acids.